Molecule: messenger RNA, 2647 nt
Organism: Leptopilina boulardi
Lineage: Eukaryota; Metazoa; Arthropoda; Insecta; Hymenoptera; Figitidae
Exons: 2
Coding region: 190-2172 (660 amino acids)
Source: RefSeq, a predicted model, not a curated record
ACAUGUAUACUUUUAUUGACUUUUUGCUAAAACAAUUCUAUUGAUUUAAUAUUAUCGUCAUUGAUUAACGUCAUCAAUUAUAAAUGUUCCGUUGAUUUUUACACCUAUGAACUAUAUAAGAAGUAAAAAUUAACUAAUUUUUUUUAUCGAAGUUGUUAAACGAGUAGUUUACUCGUGUAAUAGUAAAUCAUGAUUUCGUUAAUAUUCAUAAAAUUGCUUCUAAUAUUUGUAUCGAGUACAAUUUCACAGAAAACAGUGCAAUGGAAUUUGAACAUAACUACACGAACUGUCGAGCCUUUAAUUCGAGAAAUUUCCGAACCAUUGACCAGUGAAAAAAUUAAAAAUCAAAUUUUCCAGUUUAAAACUCAUUUUGAUAUAAUAAUUAAACAAGGUACAACAUUUAAUUUAACGGUAGAGACACCAUCAAAAAUAGAAGAUUUAUAUUUCUACUGUCUUGCUGAUUCACCAUAUGAAAAAUUAAUUAUAUUAAAUCUUGCGGGAGAAACAAAUUUCACAAAAACUUUAACAACAAAUUUUGAUUGCGUUCCUAUGGUAUCUGUUUCAAUAAAUGUUCCAGUACAAAUGAUAAUUGAUACCAAAAACUGGUUAUCAUUGCCAAUUUACAAUUCUAAUGAUGUAUCACUUUCAACAUCACAAGAAUAUGAGUCUGAAUUUAACAAACAUGUACAAGUUUAUGGAUUUGUUCAAAAUUAUUAUAUACAAAUUUUAUUGUCAGCAAAUGAUAUUAAUAAUCUAAAAUUGCUUAAUUAUAGUUUAUAUAAUGAUUUGAAAGGACAGAUUAAUUUAAUACAGUAUGCUGAUUAUUUAGCUGGAUUGAAUGACAAUACAGAUAAAUAUAAAGAACCUUUUAUGAGACUAAUGGAUAGAACAACAUUUUUUGUACGUUCAGAAAAAUGUAACAAUGAUAAUUCUACACAAGUAUCGUCACAAUCAAUUUUACAAAGUGAUAAUAAAUCUUUUAAUUCUACAAACAAUGAAACUACACAUAAAUGUCCUGAGACAAAUAUAAACCGUCAUUUUAUUUCUGCUAUUAAUUAUGGAAUAAAUCUUAAAAAUUUGCAACUUAAGAACGUGACUGAAGAUUUAAAACCUGAUUCUCCUUUGAUGGAAAAAAUUAAUAAAACGGUUAAUGUCACUUUUAUCAUUGAAUCACCAAUUGAUUUAACAAAUUUUUGUCUAUAUUUGAAUAACGAUUGUCACACUAUUUUUGGGAAAGUCAUGAACAUCGAAUUAUUGCCAAAUGUUUAUUUAGUUUAUAUAUCAGAAAAAAUUCAUGGCAAUAAGUACAUCAGUGACGUAAUGAAAUAUAACAUUUCACAAAUUAUGUCAAUUAAUGUUGAAGUAAAUGAAAUUAAAAAAAAAAUUUCACACAAAAAAGAAAAUAACGAAACUGAAUUAAAUAAUUUUAAUUAUACAUUUGAUGCUUUAGGUCUUUCUGAUUACGUAUUUUUAAAAAUAUUUAUAAAUUACAAGAACAUGACAAUAGAAUUAAAGCAGUUGAUCAAAAAUAUUCAUGGAUAUUAUGAUUUAUAUUUUUCAAUAAGUUUAGAACGAAAUGGUUCUUCUAUUUUUGAAUAUAAAUUUUUUGGUAUUCCUGAAAAUGAUCAAAAGCUUAUUAAAAUUGUAGAGAAAUUUCAGUAUAAUGAUAUAAUUCAUAUUUUUCAUGCCGAACCAGAUCGUUUAAAUUCAAAUUUGGAAGGAUUUAAAAGUGAAGAACAAAACAAUAAUUUUCUAUUGUCAAAUAAAGGUUUGCAAAUCAUUAAAGACAACGAAACAGAAUUAAAUUAUUUAAAAUAUUCAUUCAAUGCUUUAAGUCUUAAUGAUAGGAUAUUUUUAAAAAUAUUUAUAAAUUACAAAACUAUGACAAUAGAAUUACAACAAUGGGUAAAAUAUGUUCAUGGGUAUUUUAAUUUAUAUUUCUCUAUCAGUUUAGAACGAAAUGGUUCUUCUAUUUUUGAAUAUAAAAUCUUUGGUAAUCCAAAAAAAAAUCGAAAGCUUAUUAAAGUGAUAGAGAAAUUCCAGUACAAUGAUAUAAUUCAUAUUUAUCAUGCUGAACCAGGUCGUCUAAAGUCAAAUUUGAAAGGUUUUAAUGCUAAAUCAAAAAAUAAUAAUUUUCUUCUUGCUGAUAAUGGUUUGCAGACCAUUAAUUAGCUAAAAAACAGAAUUAAAUAAUUUAAAAUAUUCAUGUUGUGUUAUGAUGAUAUAGGGUAUAUUUUUGAAAAUAUUUUUCAAUUAGAAAACUAUAAAAAUAGAAUUAAAACAUUAAUGAAAUGAGUAUUAAAAUAAUUUUUUUUUGGUUGUAAUGAAAAUGUUAAAUUUAAUUUAAAAUGGAAUAUAAUUAUGUUACAAUACAUUAUAUUAAUAUUAUUUUGCAAAUUAUAUUAGUACAUUGCAAGUUUGAUGACUUGGAAGCAUUCUAUUGGAAUUAGGUUAAAAAGUAGAUUAAUUAGGUCUAAUAUAAAUUAAAUACAUAAACUAUGAAAUGUACUGUAAUAGUGUUUCUUAUACAACAUUAAUAAUAUAAUUGUUAAUUUAUAAUUUAUGUGUAUAUGUGAAAUCUGUAAUUUGCAAUAAAUAUAUAUAUAUAUAUAUAUAUUAAAUGUACAUGUUAUUUCAACAGUUUAAU